Colias croceus (clouded yellow) is the source of this 1890-nucleotide messenger RNA. RefSeq names its product transcription factor cwo (gene cwo). The record is from RefSeq and is a predicted model, not a curated record. Gene Ontology annotation, biological process: regulation of neurogenesis; regulation of circadian rhythm; anterior/posterior pattern specification. Bases 397 to 1722 code for a protein of 441 amino acids. Gene Ontology annotation, cellular component: nucleus. NCBI's taxonomy places the organism in Eukaryota, Metazoa, Arthropoda, Insecta, Lepidoptera, Pieridae. Gene Ontology annotation, molecular function: DNA-binding transcription factor activity, RNA polymerase II-specific; protein dimerization activity; RNA polymerase II cis-regulatory region sequence-specific DNA binding. The transcript has 9 exons.
GUGCUUUUUAAAAUGUUAAUGGCGCAGUCACAUGACCACGGACCGGGCGCCGGCCGGUGCUCGAUUGCAUGGAACGAGUCGCAAGAGUGAAAAAGCGUAACCGACAUACGUAGCUUCACAAGACUGAAGAGUGAAGACACAAUCGCUGUGAGCGCCAAACUGAUAAUACGUCUGUGUUACUAUUCUUUGUGCCAUUCAUAAAAAUACGCAUAUAAUACCCCAAUAGAGGAUAGUGAUGACCUUACGAGUGUUGUGUACUAAUAGUGUUGUUUGUAUUUUGUAAAAUGUGACAGAAUUUGUUUUACAAGUGAUUAAAAAUAAAAUAAACUAGUGACCGUGUUUGUGGUUUUGUGUAUUUGUGACAUAAUUACGUUGUUGUUGUUGUGAAAAGAAUUUAUGAUGGAAACCCGUCAUUAUUGGGAGGAGAACGGGCACGUCGUCAAAUAUGACAAUUACAACUCGAACGAUGGUUUCGGCCGCGCGGGAGGCGAUCAGAUCAAUUUUGCGGUGCGGUCGGAGGACGAAGGCGAAUACCCUGGAGGCUACAUGAAGAAGGGGAAGGUCUCGAGGCAAGACCCGAUGUCCCAUCGAAUAAUCGAGAAGCGUCGUCGGGACAGAAUGAACAACUGUCUAGCCGACCUGUCCAGAUUGAUACCACCGGAGUAUUUGAAGAAGGGCCGGGGCAGAGUGGAAAAGACUGAAAUCAUUGAAAUGGCGAUACGCCACCUCAAGUUCCUACAAGAACGCGUUAAUGCGGCCGAACGGCAAGCGGUGGAAGACUUCAAGGCUGGAUACAGGGACGCACUGGGUGAAGCCGUGCGGUUUCUCGUUGAAGUGCAGGGCUUUGGGCCAGCUGAUGGACUGUGUGUGCAAUUGGCUGCGCAUUUGCAGAGGCAUUGCGAUGUUGUUACUAAGGGAGAAACGUUACCCAAAGAAAAGGUUCGAUCCCACCAGGGCUCGUCAUCAGAAACCACCAGCUCAUCCAGCAGUUCCCACAGUUACGCAGUAAAAGUGAUACAGCAGCCGGAACCACCACCAACAUUCCCGAGAGAACCAGUUGAGAUAGAGAGAACGGCAGAACCGAGUUACCCCAUGGAGUGUGAUAGAGUAAUCGUUGGUCCAGUAGCACUAGUGAGUACAGACGUUGCAGAACCAGAACCACUACCAUUGGACGGCCGGUUGAAGCGAGAACCCACGUUACGGAAGAUUCGUAAACCCGACCAUGGAGAGGACUAUCUACAUUCCUACAAGUUCAAGAACUCGAUAGAGAGGAGGUUUUCUCGAUCGCAAGAUACUGAGGCGGUAUCGCCGGCCCGCGCGCCGCACGCGCACGCGAAGGUGUUCACGCACAAGCGGCGCCGCGCCACCAAGCCCGCGCCCUCCACAUCCACCUCCGCGUCCGGAUCCACUGAGGAUGCGAGGGAUACUUCGCCACAGGACACGUCGAGUGAGUCUCCCCACCAUCAUCAGUACGAUAAGCCGCCGCCCCCGACGCAGUUUGUGCCUGUUUUCGCACUUAACGCGCACGGUAAAUACUACGUUCCGUUAAGCGUUGACUACGCUUGUCUAUCCCGCCAUCUUGGCCCGUAUGACAUUCUGGACGCACGCGCGGUACAUCUGUCAGCGCCAUUACAUCCUGUCACUAUACAUGUCAACUUUCAACCGUGUAUCAAUUAUCAUGUGAAACGAGAACCCAACGAAAGGGACUGGAGACCCUCGUAAAAUGUUUAAAUUAGUGUGUAAACGUUUUUGUGUCAUGUUGUUGUUAUUUAAGGGCUAAAGCCAAAAGCUGAUUUGUAUGUGAAAAUAAAAUGUUUGAUGAACAUUUUUGACGUGACAACGUCUUAUAAUUCGAUAGAGCGGCCUGCACGCACGAAAAAACAUGACUCA